Messenger RNA from Saccharomyces kudriavzevii IFO 1802, 1881 nucleotides. It is a transcript of the gene SNX41, whose product is annotated as Snx41p. Lineage: Eukaryota; Fungi; Ascomycota; Saccharomycetes; Saccharomycetales; Saccharomycetaceae. Gene Ontology annotation, molecular function: phosphatidylinositol binding. Bases 1 to 1881 code for a protein of 626 amino acids. Gene Ontology annotation, biological process: retrograde transport, endosome to Golgi. The transcript has a single exon. The record is from RefSeq and is a predicted model, not a curated record.
AUGGACUACAACAUAUUCGACGGGCUGCAUGAGCAACAAAGCAGCGGUUCAGAGAUGGACCUUUCAGAAGAGGAUAACAACCCAUUCGUCGGCACUCAUCACCUGUAUGCUUCUGGUAUUGGGACUGCUAUCGGCGAAGCCCGUCCGGAAAACAUACAUUCUCCGCCGUCUUCAUCCUCUUUACCAUCUAGUCCGGCGCAUUCCUCAUCUGCUGGCUCUUCAAGAGCAUCCACAACCUCUUCCACAUCCUCGCACGCCGUUGUGGAGGCUGACGCUGAGACUGAGCCAUUUGUUUCCUUGUCGAUGUCCACCACUACUGCCACCAUUACUAAGAAUGCUCCCCAUGAUACCAAUGGGACUGAGCAGAUCCAAAUCAUCGAUGCUGGCGAUUUCAAAGAUCCAUGGGGAAAACACGCCAUCGGUUAUGUGAUUUUGUAUGAAAACAACAAGAUCAUUAGAAGAUACUCGGAAUUCCAUUCUUUGAAACAGUCUUUGGCUAGACUCUUGCCUACGAUAAUAAUUCCACCUAUCCCAUCUAAGCAUUCUCUCUUCAAGUACAUAUGGAACCCCAUAAACGCCACGAAUGACUCCAAAAUCAUCUCUACUAGAAAGAAAAUGCUCAAUUCAUUCCUGAGCAACUGUUUGAAAAUUCAAGAAAUAUGUAAUGAUACCAUUUUCCGAAAAUUUCUAAACCCUGAAUAUAAUUGGAAAGACGUUUUGAGCUCAUCGCCAAUAAUCAUACUGCCCCUGAACAACCUUUUGGCUCCACCUUUGAACCCUACAAAACCAAGCCCCUUGCAUACUAUACUACCCAUUCCAUCCAACUCGUCUUUGAAAAACUAUAACUCGAUUUGGCAACAACACAUUACAAUGAAAAGUCACAAUGAAGUUUCUAAUCUACCAAUAGAAAUUGUACAAAAUGAACCUCAAUUUACGCAUAUUGAGAACUUAUUCCAAAACUAUAAACGAAUAAUCACUCACUUACUAAAGAAUAUAAGAUCGAAUAAAUCUCAUUUCCACUCUCUAUCCACAUAUUUUGCUGAAUUGGGCGCUUAUUAUAACGCCUUUAGUUUGGAAAACGAUAUUGCCAUGCCAAACAGCGGCCAGGAACAUAGAGGUAACUCAAAAAACCCAAUGCUGGAAAUCGUCAGCCACAUCGAAAAGAUAGGCCACUCAUUCGAUAUCAUUUACAUAUCUUCAGAGAUCUUAAUCGAAAAAUACAAUUUUAUACUUGAGGAACCGAUAAACGAGUUAUUACAGUUUCUAAAUGAAUCAUUCAAAGUCUUGAACUUCAAGAAAUUAAAGUUUUUGCAGUAUAAAAUUUUGGAGAAACUGAUUAUCGAAAAAGAAACUAAACUUGCCAAUCUCACUGAAAUUGAAAACCAGCUACAGAAGAUUAAUGAGAGCUUGACACACUCCACUAUAUUGACAGAUGAUAAUAACACUGAUACAAAGGCCGUUGAGCCAACCUUUGUUAAAAAGAACAUAAGAUCACUCUCGAAGUCAAGCUCAAACUCAAAUUCAAGUGGGCACCAAAGCGAGAUUCGUAUAGGAACAAGUAAAUUAAACUACAAAACAACUACACCAACGAUGAACCUGAAUAAACUGGAAAUCAAACAACUAACAAAACAGGAAAGGUCUAAACAAAUAAAACAAUUGGUUCAAGAUUUAUCUAAAUUAAAAGACUGUUUAUCGAUAUGUGUAUCAGACAUGCUAGAGAUCAACACUUCAUCAUACAACAGCUUGAUGCAUAUGUAUAACCAAAUUCACUUGACCGUUGCCAGAAUCUUAAAACUUUUUACAACCAGCUUCAAAGCAUGGAUCAAAGAAUGUCUCGAGAAUUGGAAACUGGCCAAGUCGCAAAUAGACCAAGUCUUAUAA